Messenger RNA from Coturnix japonica (Japanese quail), 705 nucleotides. RefSeq names its product eukaryotic translation initiation factor 1A domain containing (gene EIF1AD). Gene Ontology annotation, biological process: translational initiation. Gene Ontology annotation, cellular component: nucleus. NCBI's taxonomy places the organism in Eukaryota, Metazoa, Chordata, Aves, Galliformes, Phasianidae. The record is from RefSeq and is a predicted model, not a curated record. Gene Ontology annotation, molecular function: translation initiation factor activity; RNA binding.
UCUGUGGCGGAUGUGACGUCACGCACCGGAAGCGGAAGUGUUCCAGUUGGACGGUGGCGGCGGCAGCUCCGGUUCCGAGCCGCUCCCGGGCCGCCAUGUCACGUGCCACCAAGCGGAAACACGUGACCCGGGAGGUGCUGGAGGAGCACGUGGUGCCCACCCCGCAACAGAGAAUCGUCAGGGUUCUGAGCAGCCCCGGGAACAACCUGCACGAGGUGGAGGCGUCCGACGGGUCGCGCUUCCUGGUGAGCAUGCCGGCCCGGUUCCGGCACCACGUCUGGAUCAAACGAGGUGACUAUCUCUUGGUGGACCCCAUUGAGGAGGGGGUGAAGGUGAAGGCUGAGAUGUCGCUGCUGCUGCUGCGGCCCCACGUUCGCUUCCUGCAGCACCAGGGGCUCUGGCCUGCAGCCUUCACAGCUUCCUCAGAGCCAGCCCAGCAGGAGGGGAACGGGGACACGGAGCUGUUCGUUAACACCAACCGGGCGCCCGUCAGCGAGGAGGAGGAUGGAGGGGACACAGGAGAGGAUGAAGAGGACACGGGAGAUGAUGAAGAGGACACAGAAGAUGGAGGGGACACGGGGGAUGAUGAAGACGACACGGGAGAAGAUGGAGGGGACACAGGGGAUGACGAAGCCGGGGCUGACAAAGGCACAGAGAGCAGCGCUGCGACGUAGGGAUUCGUCUUCAAUAAAGGGUUGGACUUUA